Maudiozyma barnettii is the source of this 1170-nucleotide messenger RNA. RefSeq names its product GTPase-activating protein CIN2 (gene CIN2). Gene Ontology annotation, cellular component: cytoplasm. Bases 1 to 1170 code for a protein of 389 amino acids. The transcript is spliced from 2 exons. Gene Ontology annotation, biological process: post-chaperonin tubulin folding pathway; tubulin complex assembly. Lineage: Eukaryota; Fungi; Ascomycota; Saccharomycetes; Saccharomycetales; Saccharomycetaceae. The record is from RefSeq and is a predicted model, not a curated record.
AUGAAAGAGCAUAUAUCGGAACGUUUCGAUGCCAAUAAAGAAAAAUUAUCAAAUGGGUUCGACGAAAUCGAUCUUUUGAAGUUAAAGGAUAAAGUAAGGGGGUUAAAGGAUGACAUGCAUAAAGUGUCCACAAAUUUUUCUGAUCGUGAUUGGAAGAUACAUAAUGGUCACAUCGACAGUAUCUUACAAGAUAUCGACUCUACAUUGAAAUUGAAAGAAGUAGGUAUUAAAGCAGCUAAUGUAGCUAAACAACCUUUGACAAAGAUAAGUUCCAUUCGUAGUAAUCAUUCAGCAGAUGGUGAAACAGCUACUAUUGGUGAACAUUUCUCUAAAUUCGGUGAUGACUUAACUACUCGUAGAAAGAAGUUACAGCAAGAUUUAGAAGACGGUACAAAUAUUUCUGUGCUAAGGACAAAAGUGGCUGGUCUAAGAGAAGACUUACAUAAACAUGCUCCAGAUUUAUCACCAUACGAAGUUGAACUUCAUAAUAAACAUAUUGAUAAAUUGGUAAAAGAUGUUGAUGAUAAAUUGAAAUUGUCUGGUACAAAGGAUAAGGUAUUUCAAUUUGCCAAAACACCUAUCUCGAGAUUAAGUUCCAGAGGUGGUUCUGGAAAGGAUAAUGGUUUUGAACAUCCAAUCAUUGAUGGUAAAGCUACCUUUAUGGAUCUGGAUUUUGUCCUAUUAGAUUCAAACAAAGUGUAUAAGAGUCUUGAAAGAUGUACUUUAUCAAGUACAGAUUAUAAUGAUAAACCAAAGGCAGGGUCCCUAACAAUUCAAUAUAUUGAAAAUUCUGUGAUAUCAUUACAAUCAUUACCAUUUAAAAAUGGUAGUAUAUUCAUAUCUGAUGCUUCUAAUUGUGUCUUGGUUUUACACAUGCCAAAGGAUGACAAGGUUCAACUAAGAUUGCACAACCUUUACAAGUGUAAAAUGUUGAUCCUUUGUGAUGAUUAUCUAUCAUCGAAACAAACAGUCGUGAUUGAAAAUUGUAAAGAAUGUAUAUUCCACCAAUCUUCAGAAACACAUUUAACCAUUGAAAAUUUUAAUAAUGUAACGAAAUCCAAGCAAGUGGGAAAUAAUGAACAGUCUGAAAGUACAAAUGAUUAUAAAUUUGAUGAAUUCGAUACUUACUUGGGUAAUAUUCAAAAUUUAAAGCAACAUUAUGUACGUUAA